AAAAAAAGCAAACAAUAAUAAAACAAAAUUGCAGACGCUCAGAAAUUGUAAUUGGACGUCUUUGUGGAAACGGUAUUUGUUUCCGUAAUAUUGUCAAGUUUAUUUUCUUCAAUUUACUUAUUCUUUCUAAAUUUUAAUUGUGUUGUAAGAUUGUAUUAAGUUGAAAACCUGAUAGCAAUAUGACCAUGAGAACAUUUGGAGAGAAACCCAUUGCCUUUCAGCUCGAAGAAAAUGGUGAAUUUUAUUACAUUGGAUCUGAGGUUGGAAAUUAUUUACGAAUGUUCAGAGGAUCCCUUUACAAACGAUAUCCGUCUUUGUGGCGACGGUUGGUAACUGUUGACGAAAGGCGAAAAAUUGCCUCACUUGGUCUGUCUACAAGAACUAUGGGAAUUGAUGCCAAAAACAGACUACUUAAGAAAGCUGGAACAAUUAAUCCUGAAGACCCUAACUUACAACCAGAUUUGAAAGGUUUGGGACCUCACAGUCUUGCAACUAAUAUUACUCUUUUAAGAGCAACUGAAGUUGAUGAAAUCUUUGAGGGAAAAGAUGAAAAGUAUCGAGCAGUCUCUAUAAGUACAGAACCACCAAUUUCAAGAGAGUUAAAGGCAAAGAGGAGCUCAUGGAUGCCAACAAUGCCAAACAGUUCUCAUCAUUUAGAUGCAGUACCCUGUUCCACACCAGUGAAUAGAAAUAGAAUAAGCCACAAGAAAGUCCGUACUUUUCCAUUAUUAUAUGAUGAUUUGGAGCCUGCUGUAAUUCAUGAAAAUGCAACACAAACUGAAGUUCUUGUCCCUGUCCGUUUAGACAUGGAAAUUGAAGGCCACAAAUUAAGGGAUACUUUUACAUGGAACAAAAAUGAAUCUCUUAUUACUCCAGAACAGUUUGCAGAAGCUCUUUGUGAUGAUUUGGAUUUACCUCCACUAUCCUUUGUACCUGCCAUUGCCCAGUCAAUAAGACAACAAAUUGAUGCUUUUCCAACAGAUAAUCUGUUAGAUGAACAAGCUGAUCAAAGAGUUAUUCUAAAGUUGAACAUUCAUGUUGGAAACAUAUCAUUGGUUGAUCAGUUUGAAUGGGAUAUGUCAGAAAAGGAAAAUAGUCCCGAGGUGUUUGCAAAUAAGUUGUGUUCAGAGCUUGGUCUUGGUGGUGAGUUCUGCACUGCUAUUGCAUACAGUAUACGUGGGCAACUCUCCUGGCAUCAAAGAACCUAUGCUUUUAGUGAAGCACCAUUGCCAACUGUUGACAUUCCGUAUCGAAAUCAGUCAGAAGCAGAUCAGUGGUGUCCAUUCCUGGAGACACUCACAGAUGCAGAGAUGGAGAAGAAAAUUAGAGACCAGGAUAGAAAUACUAGGAGAAUGAGACGUUUGGCUAACACUGCACCAUCCUGGUAAAAAGCUGUAUAGAGAUUGUUUUAAAUAUUUAUGUAAAGUUGUGGAAAUGUUUGUACUUGUACAAAAGAUGUGAUUGAAUUCAAUAAAUGUUUUCAUUGUGAA
Molecule: messenger RNA, 1490 nt
Organism: Argiope bruennichi
Lineage: Eukaryota; Metazoa; Arthropoda; Arachnida; Araneae; Araneidae
Gene: Snr1
Product: SWI/SNF-related matrix-associated actin-dependent regulator of chromatin subfamily B member 1-A-like
Exons: 10
Coding region: 180-1388 (402 amino acids)
Biological process (GO): regulation of transcription by RNA polymerase II; chromatin remodeling
Cellular component (GO): nucleus; nuclear chromosome
Molecular function (GO): transcription coregulator activity
Source: RefSeq, a predicted model, not a curated record